Galleria mellonella (greater wax moth) is the source of this 1694-nucleotide messenger RNA. RefSeq names its product cytoplasmic dynein 2 intermediate chain 2-like. The coding region runs from base 108 to 1637 and encodes 509 amino acids. Gene Ontology annotation, molecular function: dynein light chain binding; dynein heavy chain binding. Lineage: Eukaryota; Metazoa; Arthropoda; Insecta; Lepidoptera; Pyralidae. Gene Ontology annotation, biological process: intraciliary transport. The record is from RefSeq and is a predicted model, not a curated record. Gene Ontology annotation, cellular component: cytoplasmic dynein complex; ciliary plasm. The transcript has 3 exons.
CCGUCUCCAUAGCAACGCGUCCAAACAAAACACAACCUAAAUAAAAAUACACAAGUAUUUUCAGCGAUAAAAGUAAAAUAGAAAGAAAGAAUUUCGAAGUAAAAAUAAUGUCUAAUCUAAGCGGUUAUGAUAGUGAAGUUGUGGGCUUCGAAUCUGUAACUAGAAACAAGAGCUCCGAAUCUGAUAAUGGUACUCAGACAAGCGAGUUCGCAGAAGUUGGUGCGUCUUCACAAACUAACCUGUCCGUGGACAGCGGAUGCAAUGUCACCCCUGAGGACUUGAACGCUACAGAGUCUGUUUUAAGGCAGUACCCGCCGCCUGGACUCAACGAGUUCUUAAGGAGAGUGGUCCCGGCCAUGAUGGACCAGUUAAAUCAAAAUGACAAGGAAAUUAUCGACAAUUCAUCAGACUCUGAUGACGAGGAACUGGUAUCGGCGAAGUUAUUCCAAGAGAUUGAAGUGAAAACGGAGCACAGGCUCGGCAGCGGGGAUCACCAGUCGCCCUGUGUAUUAAGUUUAUCUUGGAGCAGUGCUGGUAACUCGUUAGCUGUAUCAAUAGGUUACACCCACCACGAGAAUUGGUGUGAACAUGACGGUUUAAUCAGGAUCUUUACCGUCAAACGCACAGCUGGCGAUAAGCUAGUCCAAGCGUUGGAUAUUACUGAAAAAAAUUGCGUCUCCGUGGUACAGUACCACCCUUCCGUGGCCGCGUUGCUAGCUUACGCGACCACCUCUGGAGAAGUAGUCAUUUGCAACUUGAGGAACUCUUUGGAUUACCACGAAGGCGCCCAACUGACUUCCCCGUCGGGUUGCCACGGCUCUAAAAGGGUAAGCGCCCUACUAUGGGCCGAUCAGUCUUUAGCAAACAUAUUUUUGACGAUGCAAAUAAAGAAUACCGGGAAAAGGCGAGGCGCGGCCGAUCAAAUUCUUUUCUCCUCUGGGAGCGACGGCACAAUAAACGUGUGGCAAGUCAACUCGAGUUCCAAGGUCUUCGAGAAUGUAGUCUCUUACGCUGUGAACGGUUCCAGGAAACUGGCGACGCCUGACAUUACUUGUUUUGACUUUAUAAAGAGUUAUCCUCUACGGCCGAGCGACGACAAGGUCGCCGACGAUGUGUUUGUCGUCGGAACGAAGUCUGGGGCUCUCUACCUUUGCAGAGCGAAGUCGUGUCGGCAGAUUGCCGGAAGUAAUGUGCUAGACCCAGUGUACGAAGUGCUGGAGGGGCAUUCCACUUGUAUUUUGGAGGUGGCCUUCAGUCUCCAGAGGCCUGGAGUCUUCGCAUCCGUGUCCAUUGGCUCGGAACUAAAGGUUUACGACAUGAAUCAGGCUGCUCCUUUGAAGGUGCUCUGCCUCGACGUUCCCAUAUCGAGUAUGUGCUGGUUACCAAACAACCCGAGCGUGGUCGUUCUCGGGCUGGCCGCUGACCCACAGAGGAAACACUCGCUGGCCGUCUACAAUGUAUGCAGCGGCCGCACUUUGCCGGUCGACGGGUUUGCUGGCGAGGGCACAGUCACCUCGCUGAGUGUCAACCAGAGUGGAUCAUGUCGUAUAGCAGCGGGCGAUAGUGCCAGCAUUGUACGCGUUUGGGAUCUACCGUCGAGGAAAAUUCGACUCUCGUCCGAGGAUUUAGAAUUCUAAUUCUUGUGAUCUGUUUUUCUUAACAGUUCCAAUAAAUGUUUUAUUGAAAUAAAAAUA